AUGUGGGGCCAAACUCUGGAGGUGCAGUCAUAUGACUCCCACAUGGCAGAGUGGGGGGUGAGUGUUCCGGGCUCGCUUCUCCUAUGUGAUCCAGAACCUGUGUAGCCUGUCAGAAUCGACUGGAGGGAGCGCGUGCUGCAGGAGCCUGGGCCGCAGGACGAUGACCGCGUGUCGCCUGAUCUGCGUCCCGCAAGCGAAACUUUGCCCGUGCGGCGUGUGAGGAACGCGGCCAAUGGAGGAUCCGAGCGACGGCAGCGGCGCCCGCGGUGCUGGGACGGCGGCGGGAGGGUCGAGCUCAGCGGACGCUUCUCCGGCGGCCGUCGUCCGUGUGGCCGCGGUCGCGUCUCCCGCUGCGUCCGCCGCGCGCCUCUCCCUCCCGGGCGUCAUGGACGCGGAGGGCAGGGUGGACGAGUCCAGGCUGAGGAUGCACAUCUUCAAGAACGGUGGGGCGCCCCCCGCGGAGCGUGGCCUGGUGUGGCGCUUCCUGUUCGGCAUGUACCCGUGCAGCUCCACGGCGUUGCAGCGCUCCCUGCUGCACGAGCAGCUGGAGGUCCGGUACCGGGCCAUGAAGAGAAAGUGGCAGCUGUUCCUUCCUUCCUCCGUGCGCAUGCACCUCAACGGCACUGAUGCUGAGUUGGCGGCAGCUGUCGGCUACUUUGAGCAGAGGCAGGCUCAGGUCCAGCAACAGACCCAGCACCGGUCUGAGGAGGUCAGGGACAGGCUGGCUUUCCUGGAGCUUCAAGCACAGAUAUUGUUUGAGCGGUUCACGUUUGACUGUGAGGAGCUCUCUGAAGCAAUCAGGAUCAUUGACAAGGACGUGCCAAGGACCAACAGAGAUCUGAGCUAUUUUCAGGAGCAAGGUUUGGGCAACCUGUUGGUGCUGAGGGACAUCCUCAUCACUUACGCUGCUUUUCAUCCAGAGGUGAGCUAUGCUCAGGGAAUGAACGACCUGUGCAGCCGAUUCCUUGAGGUCCUUGACUCGGAGGUCGACACUUUCUGGAGCUUCUCCUGCUACAUGGAGAAAUUCUCCAAAGACUUUAGAGCUGAUGGUCUGCACAGGAAAAUAGAGCUGGAGGCAGCACUGUUGAAGGAACUGGACCCACAGCUCUACACUCACUUAGCUACAGACAACAUGGAGAACUUCACCUUCUGCCACAGGUGGCUGCUGCUGGGUUUCCAGAGGGAGUUUGAACACAGUGACGCUCUACGUCUGUUUGAGAUCCUAAGCUGCGACCACCUGGAGCUCAUCUCCCAGCAAGUAGACCAAGCCCGCUACCGGGAAAGACUGGCACGACGACUUAGCACAGAUGACCGCUCAGAGUGCGAGCUGCCGGCCAUCAACACUGACUUCACGUUCGAGCUCUUCAUCUGUGCGGCCAUCCUGCUGGAGAACAGGGAGUCCCUGCUGCGGUGCCGGGACGACGUCCAGCUCAUCCAGUUCACCAGCAGGCUUCAGGGAACGCUGGACCUGAACAGCACGCUGAAGAAAGCAGAGCUCCACUUCUACAACUACUGCAAGCGCUGCGCGUGGGACUAUGGGAAUGGACACUGCAGAGCACAGGAGAGCAAAGACGAAGACUUCCUUUAUCAGCUCCGUAGCUUGUUUCUUUUAAGGUGAUCACUACUAUUUAAAUACCUUUUAAUCAAACUGUUUUUGAUUCCACAUAAUGUUUUGUCUUAGUUUCUAUGAGGGGGAAACACAUGUACUGAUGGCUGCUGACCUUCAUUGCUAUAUGACAACAGACACUGAUUGUGAGACAUUUUAACUGUAAGAGACUAUAAACUGAAAAGAGUUUUGCUUCAUAGUUUUAUAUAAACCUCCAAAUAUAUUCUUUACUGACAGUUUCUGUUUUGGGGUUUUGCAAUAAUCAGCUGCAGCUGGCUCCUUGCCAGGCGGGUCCUAAUAGUAAGAUCUGUGGUGUCGCAGCAGGUGGCGUCUGAGGCGAACUGCAGUUAUAUUUACAGCCAGAUGGCCUGUGUAACAGGAAUAGAGGCACAGAGGCACCAUGUAGAGGGGGGAAGGACAAGUAGUCAAGAUUAUUUAUUUUGUAUUUUAUAUUUGUUACAGUGGAUACCUCAUAAAAUGUAGACUUCUUUAAGCUUUGUUUGUGUUUUGACCCUUAGUUUUAUCUAAAUGUGUAACAUGAGCAAAAACAAGGAACAUUCCCUCAGAAUCCACAUGUAGACAUGAUCACGGUGAAAAUAAAAGUGCUUUUAUCUGA
Molecule: messenger RNA, 2222 nt
Organism: Betta splendens (Siamese fighting fish)
Lineage: Eukaryota; Metazoa; Chordata; Actinopteri; Anabantiformes; Osphronemidae
Product: TBC1 domain family member 15
Exons: 10
Coding region: 233-1618 (461 amino acids)
Biological process (GO): activation of GTPase activity
Molecular function (GO): GTPase activator activity
Source: RefSeq, a predicted model, not a curated record